This is a messenger RNA of Suillus clintonianus, 1265 nucleotides long. RefSeq lists its product as uncharacterized. The record is from RefSeq and is a predicted model, not a curated record. Bases 234 to 1259 code for a protein of 341 amino acids. NCBI's taxonomy places the organism in Eukaryota, Fungi, Basidiomycota, Agaricomycetes, Boletales, Suillaceae. The transcript is spliced from 4 exons.
UCAUCAGAUACGUGCCAACCAAACCUUCCCCGAAGACGUCCGUCAUCAAAAUUGAUUAUGCCAUUUUUGAACGUUCAGAACAACUCGCGGGUUGCACGCAAGGCCCCCAUGGAACGGCUGUGGUGAAGGGUAAUAUUUAACGAGGCGCUAACACAUGAUCGUAACUCACUCGCCCACUACAUAUCAUUGUUCUUCCAGGACAUCAUCUUAUUCUGCUCAUCAUCCAAUUCAUCAUGUCAUCUAGUUGGACACCAGACGAAUCGUCUGAAACACUUCUUGCAGAGAAAGGUUGGUUGCAGGGUACAGUGGUCAGCGCCAUUGCCUAUGGCAUUAAUGUCACAUUGUAUUUUAUGUGCUUCCACCUCCUUCUCCGGCAGAUGACACGCACGAACUGCAAAAAGCAAAUCCCUCUACUCGUGUACAUCACUGUGACUUUCAUUCUCAGCACCUUAUUCAUGACAGCGUUAGCCGAUUUCACGCAACUCGCAUUCAUUCAAGAUCGCAAUUAUCCGGGUGGUCCAAAUGCAUUCGAGAACGACAUGUUCUCCAUUCCUGUGGACAAUAUUGGAAACGUCUGCGGUUUGAUAACAAUGCUUCUUUCAGACGGAUUGGUCGUUUGGCGCUGCAUGGUAAUUUACAGAGGGUGUAGGGUGCCAAUGUGGGCCAUCAUGUUAUUCCCUUGUCUGAUGUAUGCUGCAUCCGUUGUUAUGGGAAUAAUGUGGCUGCUUCAAGUAACCACUUUUUCCCCAUAUUUCUCCUCGACUAACAUCAACUACACUGUCCCCUAUCUCAGCCUCUCGCUCGCUCUGAACAUCAUCAUUACGAUCGUUAUCGUACUUCGUCUGCUCACAUAUCGUCGCCGCAUUUCCAAAGUCCUCGGCUCCAGCUACGGAACUCAAUACACGUCGAUUGCUGCGAUGAUAAUUGAAUCUGCCGCUCUCUAUUCCGCGUUCUCGGUGGCAUUUCUGACUCUCUUCCUUCUGAACAACCCUAUCUCGGAGACAUUUAUUGAGGCACUGACUCAGGUUCAGAUAAUUGCAACGCUGCUCAUAGUCUUCCGAGUCGCGCAGGGAAAGGGUUGGUCUCAGGACACCAUGUCCAGGGUGAUGGUCUCGAGGCCAUCAGUGCAAGCAAUCCGCAUGGGGGGUCUCGGGUAUGAUUUGCGAGAUGGCUCCAAAUCGUUCACCGAUUCCAACAACGUUGGGACGCAUGAGACCUGCAAGAUUAGCGACCGCAAUUUAGUGGAAGCAGCUGUGUGAACAAAG